AUGGACGCCGACCUCCCCACACCAUUCAACCUCAGUCACAUUCCCGGCGAGAUCGAAACGACCAAUAAAACUCUCAGUCUUUGGUACAAUGCGAUUCAAGAAAAACCCGCGGUCGAAUACCUACCACCCGGGAUCUCAAGAGAGACGUUUUUGCUCAUCCUCAAACGUUUCCAAGAAGUAUUGGGAGAAGAUGCUGUGAUAGUCGGUGACGAACUCCGGCUGAGCUACGCAGACCCUUUUUCCAUGAAUGCGGAUGAAGCCGAAAAACGUGGAAGCUCCUGUGCAAUUCGUCCAACAACUGUCGAGCAAAUUCAGGCCAUCGUUAAGAUCGCAAAUGAAUACGAAAUCCCUCUCUGGACAGUCUCCAGGGGAAAGAAUCUCGGUUAUGGUGGACCAGCCGCACGGGUCAAGGGAUCUGUUAUCCUCGACUUACAGAACAUGAACAAAGUACUCGAUAUUAACGACAAAUAUUCUUAUUAUACCGUCGAGCCUGGUGUGAGCUUCUUCCAGCUGUAUCAGGCGAUCAAAGAACAGAAGAAGGAUAUAUGGUGUUCUGUGCCAGCUCUUGGCUGGGGUAGCGUGGUUGGAAAUGCACUAGACAGAGGCUGGGGAUACACUCCACACGGCGACCAUUCCAACCAAAUUUGCGGCAUCGAAGCGGUGUUAGCAGAUGGGAGCCUUGUCAGAACCGGCAUGGGAGCUCUCAAGGACUCGAAAUCCUGGCCUCUCUUCCGCGGUGGCUACGGCCCGACUUACGACCAGAUGUUCAACCAGUCGAAUUUUGGGAUAGUGACGAAGCUAACACUCUGGGCUUCUCCCGCGCCCGAAGGCCUGAUGCUAUGUCAUAUUGAUGUGCCUGAAGAACACGACCUGAAAGAUCUGGUUGACAUCCUUCGCGAACUUUUGCUCCACGACAAGAUCCAAAAUCAUCCCGUCAUCGGAAAUAUCAUUAGGGAGAUCUGCAGGAGAGGCCCACGAAGUCAAUGGUAUGAUGGGCCUGGUUCUAUUCCUGACGAGAGGCUGAAGGAGCUUCAGCACGAGCUCGGAAUCGGGUUCUGGGAUGCAAUAUUUGGACUCUACGGGCCGAAAGAGAUCAUCGAGCACAACUACAAGGCUUGCCAAGAGGCGUUGAAAGCUAUAAAGGGCUCUGUCCUCACAGGGACAGCGUACUAUCCUAAGGAGAAGAAAUACUUAGCCGCCGAUGAAGUUCCCUACGACCUCCAAGCCGGAGUGCCUAGUAUGGCACCACUUAGAACGAUUGAAUUUCGAGGACUGGAUGGGGGACACAUCUCAUUUUCGCCAGUCCUGCCCAGCAAUGGUCAGGAUGCUCUGGACUUCUAUCAUGUUGCAAAAUAUAGGUGUGCGCAGCACGGCUUUGACUUUGUUGCCGGCCUUCACCUCCAUCUCCGCCAUCUGACACAUAUCAACAUGAUUCAUUUCGACCGACAAUCACAGGAAGACAAAGAUGCUGCAAACAAUCUAUUCGUCGAUUUAGUUCACGAUGCGCGGAAAGCUGGAUAUGGAGAAUACCGCGCACACGUUGAGCAUAUGGACUUGGUGGCCGACCAGUACGACUUCAACGAAGGUGCAUUGAUGAGGCUUAACGAGAGGAUCAAGGAUUGUUUAGACCCUAAAGGUAUAUUGAGCCCAGGAAAACAGGGCAUUUGGCCAGCAGCAUACCGUAAGGCCAGGAAACAGGAACUCUCGAAUAGAGACAAGGGAAGCAGUGGUUCCGGGAUUCCUGAGGGUGUUCCUGCACCAACUGAACUAAGAAGUCAUAUUUGA
Fonsecaea multimorphosa CBS 102226 is the source of this 1785-nucleotide messenger RNA. RefSeq lists its product as uncharacterized. The transcript has 4 exons. Lineage: Eukaryota; Fungi; Ascomycota; Eurotiomycetes; Chaetothyriales; Herpotrichiellaceae. Gene Ontology annotation, molecular function: FAD binding; D-lactate dehydrogenase (NAD+) activity; D-lactate dehydrogenase (cytochrome) activity. The coding region runs from base 1 to 1785 and encodes 594 amino acids. Gene Ontology annotation, biological process: lactate catabolic process. Gene Ontology annotation, cellular component: mitochondrion. The record is from RefSeq and is a predicted model, not a curated record.